GAUUGGACAGGAGCAUAGCUACCCCGGUGUAGGGCCCCUAGACGGAGAUAACUUUCAUCAUCAUAAAUUCUAUCAGUGGGUCGUCUUCGUUCUAACACUACAGGCUGGUUUAUUCUAUCUGCCUCGAAUGUUCUGGAAGAAUUAUGAAGGCGGAGUGAUGAAGCUUCUUACCAACGGAUUAACAGACAUAACAUCGUUUAUGGACGGGGACACCAAGGCUGAUGGAUUGAGCCGUAUUUCUAAAUUUUACAGUGUGACCGGAAGUGGGCGAGGAAAGUUUUUUCUUUUCUUUUUUUUCUGCGAACUCUUGAACCUUGUCAACGUGGUCGGACAGAUCUUCUUUAUGGACAGGUUCCUAGGAGGACAGUUCACAACUUAUGGAACUGGUGUUAUCUCCCAAACGGAAGGAAACUUCACUACCCGGGUCGAUCAUCUAAAUGUCGUCUUCCCUAAGGUGACAAAGUGUCUGUUCCAAAAGUUCGGUGUGUCAGGCAGUAUCCAGGUUCAUGAUGCUCUCUGUGUACUUCCUCUCAAUAUUAUUAACGAGAAGAUCUAUGUUGCUAUGUGGUUCUGGUUUGUUUUCCUGGCAUCAGUCACAGCAGCCUUCCUCAUUUACAGAAUUGCUACUUGCUUCUCCCUUGAUCUUAGGUCCUACGUUCUGUUUUCCAAAGCUGGCGGUCUCGUCAGAAAAGAGAAGAUCCGCGCAGCCCUAAGCAACCCAGAACAUAAUGCAAUUCAACGGCUUGGAGACUAUCUUAUGCUAUACUUCCUUACCAAGAACCUUAACCCUCUUGUUGUUAGGGAUAUGUUUAAUGAGCUAGCUCCUGAAAAAUACGGAGCUGUCGACGAAGAGCUUGAAUCGCUAAAGAAAUCUAACGAUAUGUAAACAAUCAAUUAAUCAAUCGUUCGUUAUGCAAUUCAGUUUAAAGGAAUUGAGUUUUUGCCCAAACUCUGAUUUUCUAAUUCCUAUAUCCCAAUGUCGUAGAUCUUAGAUUUGUUAGACUUUGAAUUCUGGUAGAUUAUUUAAAUUAAGUUUGAAAUAUCAAAGGUUGCAAAGAUGUAGGGAUUAGAAAAUUAGAGUUUGUGGGAAAUACUCAAUUCCUGUAGAAUAAGAAAACAAUAAAGAAACUGCCUCUCAAAUAAAUUUUUUCAAAGGACAUCACAUAGUAUUGGUUUGUGCACUUUUUUCUACAAAAGUAGUUGAUGCAAGCCAAGGCACAAAUCAAAAAAAAUAAUUGACGAUUUUCUGAGAAAGACUUCCAAGUGACUUUCAAAUAAAAAAGAUUUAAAUGUUUGAAUCAAAAAAGUCCAGUGUUUUGCUUUAUGAUAAUAUUAAAUGCACAAAUAUAAUUUUGAAAAAUUCAA
Messenger RNA from Eurytemora carolleeae, 1365 nucleotides. RefSeq names its product innexin inx2. The record is from RefSeq and is a predicted model, not a curated record. Bases 128 to 886 code for a protein of 252 amino acids. Lineage: Eukaryota; Metazoa; Arthropoda; Copepoda; Calanoida; Temoridae. Gene Ontology annotation, biological process: phototransduction. The transcript is spliced from 10 exons. Gene Ontology annotation, molecular function: gap junction channel activity. Gene Ontology annotation, cellular component: plasma membrane; gap junction.